GAGGAAAAUUAAAAAACACCCUUCAUCUGUACACAAGCAAAAUCGAUCUCCGAAACCCUAAUCGAUUUGCAAGGGUUAGUAAGUAGAGGAAGAGGAAGCUUAAGUUCAAGUGACUUGGGAGGAGUUGCUAUUUGGUCUGCCGGAGGCAUUCAUACCUUCAGGAUAUUGAGAAUGAAGAGUUUAUUUAAAUCUAAGCCUCGCACUCCAGCUGAUAUUGUGCGACAUACGAGAGAUCUUCUCUUAUUUGUUGAAAAGAAUAAUGAACCUCGAGAAAGCAAGCGGGAAGAGAAGAUGUCCGAGCUAAGUAAAAAUAUCAGAGAGCUGAAGUCAAUUCUCUAUGGAAAUAGUGAAUCUGAGCCGGUUGCAGAAGCUUGUGCGCAAUUGACCCAAGAAUUUUUCAAGGAGAACACAUUGCGACUAGUUAUCAAAUGUCUUCCUAGAUUGAACUUGGAGACUAGAAAAGAUGCCACACAAGUCGUUGCAAAUUUACAGAGGCAGCAAGUUCAUUCUAAAUUGAUUGCAUCUGAUUAUUUGGAGAAAAAUUUGGAUCUUAUGAAUAUCCUGAUAUUAGGAUAUGAAAACGCGGAUAUGGCCUUACACUAUGGCGCUAUGCUGAGAGAGUGCAUAAGACACCAGAUUGUUGCUAGUUAUGUACUGCAAUCACCGAAUAUGAGGAAGUUUUUUGAUUACAUACAACUUCCAAAUUUUGACAUUGCCGCAGAUGCUGCUGCAACAUUCAAGGAACUCAUGACAAGACAUAAAUCUACUGUAGCUGAUUUCCUCUAAAAUUAUGAAUGGUUUUUCAAGGAGUAUAACUCUAAGCUGUUGGAAUCUCCCAAUUAUAUCACGAAGCGUCAAGCUGUCAAGCUCUUGGGAGACAUGUUACUUGAUCGUUCAAAUUCAGCUGUAAUGACACGAUAUGUGAGCUCAAGAGACAAUUUAAGGAUUCUGAUGAAUCUAUUAAGAGAGGAAAGCAAGAGCAUUCAGAUAGAAGCAUUUCAUGUUUUCAAGCUAUUUGUUGCCAACCAACAUAAGCCAGCUGAAAUUGUUGGCAUACUCGUUGCUAAUAGAAGCAAACUUCUAAGAUUGUUGGGUGACUUCAAGAUGGAUAAACCUGAUGAACAGUUUGAUGCUGACAAAGCUCAAGUUAUGAGGGAAAUUGCUGCUCUGGAACCUAAAAGCAGCCUUGAGUAGCAGACUGUGUUAAGCAGAGCUGCUCUUUUUAUGGAACUGUGCAUUGCCAGAGUUUUAUAGCCUUCAUCAAGACUAUGUUUUCAAGGCAAAUUUCAAAAUGCUUCGGAUCUGUAAUUUUAUCACAUAGGUAAAAGGUAGAUAAAUAAAUAUGCUAUCAUGAGCUACGUGCCUAUUUGGCUUUUCCAGGUGUUAGAACAACCUUCCUCGCAUCCUUGUAAUUAUAUGCUGCUAGAGGACAGGCAAUAAUUUGACAUCUCAAAUUUGUUGGG
Neltuma alba is the source of this 1463-nucleotide messenger RNA. Its product is annotated as putative MO25-like protein At5g47540. NCBI's taxonomy places the organism in Eukaryota, Viridiplantae, Streptophyta, Magnoliopsida, Fabales, Fabaceae. Gene Ontology annotation, molecular function: protein serine/threonine kinase activator activity. Gene Ontology annotation, biological process: intracellular signal transduction. The record is from RefSeq and is a predicted model, not a curated record.